Molecule: messenger RNA, 642 nt
Organism: Rhipicephalus microplus (southern cattle tick)
Lineage: Eukaryota; Metazoa; Arthropoda; Arachnida; Ixodida; Ixodidae
Source: RefSeq, a predicted model, not a curated record
GUAUAUGCAAUUCUUUUUGAAGCUCAUCUCCCUUUCUUGGGAUGUAUCAGGUUGGUCUCGGCCUACACGUAGCGAGCCUACAAACACGUAUAUAGGGUCUGUUGCUAAAGUCGGCUUGCUCACAGUGAAGAACCCCAUCGAGGCGUAGCCCCUCUGCUGUGACCAUCGCAUUAGUGCCUCAUACGCGAGACCCGUUGACGUUUGAAGCACACUGCCCGUUUUCGAUAGAGACAUGAAGACGAUAGCAGCCUGCGUCGCCAUGCUUGUUGUUUUGGGAGUGCUUGUUGAGAUGAGUUGCGCCACAAUGACAACGGACCCGGAAUGCCACAGACUGCGAACCAAAGUGGAAAAAGUGCGCCCGUACUGCGUCUACCUCUGCCACAUGCCCGAAGGUUACAUCAAAAUGGGCAUGGAGCAAGACGGCACGCCCUGCAGGUUCUUCGUGCACGAAGGCGUGUGCCAGAACGGCCUGUGCCUCUUGGACAAACCCAGAAAGGAGCGCCCUGCGAAAGCCGACGGCGACAAGGAAGGCGGCACCGUGACGCCCAAGGCCGACGAGAGCAACGAGUGACCCACGCGAGAUGCGAACGUCGCAACGACACGCACGCUAUGGCACCAAACGACACCUUUACUAUCUUUUCG